This is a messenger RNA of Metarhizium acridum CQMa 102, 1479 nucleotides long. Lineage: Eukaryota; Fungi; Ascomycota; Sordariomycetes; Hypocreales; Clavicipitaceae. The record is from RefSeq and is a predicted model, not a curated record.
AUGCACAUGGAUCGCCAGGAAGCCACGUCCCUACUCGACGAGGAGCAUGAGCAAAUUAUCAUUCCCGCCAAGGCCGCCGGCUCUGGCGCCAAUGACGACUCAGGUAGUUCCAUCGAAUGGUCAGCGUCUUUCGAAUGGCGGAUUGUGGCCUUGCUGGCCUUUGCCGCGUUUACAGUCACAUUCAACUGCAUAUCGAUAUUCCCGGUAGCAAAUACCGUCAUACGCGACUUGAACGGCGGCAAUGCCACCAGGACGGAUGCAGUUCUCGUCGUCACGAUAUGGGAGCUGGGCGAGGCGGCAGGGCCGCUCAUCACCGCGCCUCUGUCCGAGAUGUUUGGGCGGUAUCCCGUGUACGUUGUUUGUAAUAUGGUGUUUGUUUCGGGGGUGGUGAUGUCGGCGCUUGCGCAAAACACAACCAUAUUUGUCGCGGCACGCGCCGUCGCCGGCAUGGCAGUGGUGUCGAAUGUCCUGAACCCAGCUAUUAUUGGCGACGUGUUUCCGUCAGAGCACAGAGGAUCGGCCGUGAGCAUCGUCAUGCUUGCAUCGCUCGUGGGUGGCAACUUGGGACCACUCUUGGGCGGAGCUGUCUCGCAGACUCUGGGUUGGCGUGCCGUUGUGUGGAUAGGGGCCGUGCUGGCCGGCAUUUGCGCGCUGCUUUUCUCGACUUGCUUCAGGGAGACCUAUACGAGUUCCUUGGAGGAAAAGAAGCACGCCAUUCCGGGGAAGGAGGGUGUCAGCGAUGUUGGAACUGGCAUGGACUUUGAGACGAGCUCGUCCUGCCCGCUUGUUGCUCGACUCCGGUGUCCUUGUAUGCCUCUCCCUGUUUGGCUCCGUGGUAUUCGCACUCUUUUACGUCAUUUCCGUGACACUGCCAGGUAUUUUGGAGGGGGUAUACGGGCUAUCAGAGGCGGAAACAGGAUCAGCCUUCUUGGCAAACGGCUAACUGUGCUCCUUACAAAAGGCAUUGGCUCAUUUAUCGGCAUCGUGCUUUCCAAGAUGUAUCUGGAUAAGACUUACGUCAAGCUACGCGAGGCCAACAACGGAACCGGGCUACCAGAGUACCGACUCCCCGUGACGAUUAUCGGCGCUGUUCUGCUGCCUCUUGCAGUGGCCUUGUAUGGCUGGUGUGCGGCCAACGAAUUGCCGCUCAUGCUCCUUCUGCUAUCUGUUGCGUUGAUGCGGCUGUUUCCAAUGUUGGCCUUUGUGCCGUUGAUGACAUACAUUGUGGAUGCCUUUGGUCUCUACUCGGCCUCUGCGAUGAGCGGCGUCAUUGUUAUUCGGUGCCUGGCUUGCGUGUUAUUACCACUGGCUACGGUACAUAUGAGCCAGGCUCUCGGCCACGGCUGGGGAUGCACUUUGCUUGGCGCUGUCUGUAUGAUACUUGCGUUGAUUCCCAUGGCCAUUCUCCGUUACGGCCAGCAUUGGAGACAACGGUGCAGGUACACCAGCACCUUUCCAGCGCAUAAAGCCGACCAUUGA